Molecule: messenger RNA, 1668 nt
Organism: Guillardia theta CCMP2712
Lineage: Eukaryota; Cryptophyceae; Pyrenomonadales; Geminigeraceae
Exons: 1
Biological process (GO): microtubule-based movement; cytoskeleton-dependent intracellular transport
Cellular component (GO): kinesin complex; microtubule
Molecular function (GO): ATP hydrolysis activity; microtubule motor activity; microtubule binding
Source: RefSeq, a predicted model, not a curated record
AGCAUUCGAGUAGCGAUCAGGGUGAGGCCAUUCAAUGCUCGAGAGGCUGCUAGAGGCUGCAGAUGCUGCGUGGAGAUGGAGGGGAACAGAGUGGUUCUAAACAACGAAAGGGAUAGAGGAGCCAACGAAGAUGGGAAGCGAUUCUUUAGCUUUGAUCAUUGCUACUGGUCUCAUGAUCGCUCUUGCGACAACUAUGCAUCUCAAGCGACAGUCUACAACGAGCUCGGAAAAUUUGCCUUGGACAAUGCCGUGUCUGGUUACAAUGUUUGUCUCUUUGCUUAUGGGCAAACAGGUUCAGGGAAGUCGUACAGCAUGAUAGGUGAAGAGGAUGAAAAGGGAAUAGUUCCGCGGGUAGUGCAAGAUCUGUUCAAGUACAUGGAAUCGCAGAAAGACGAGAACGUCGCUUUCGAGGUUGUGACGUCGAUGACUGAGAUUUACAAGGAGAAGAUCUUCGACUUGUUGAACCCCUCGCUCAGCGGGCGAUCAAACUCUGACCUUCGUGUCCGCGAACACCCGAAGCAUGGCCCUUACAUUGAGGGCUUGACGGCCAUGACAGCAAACAGCUAUGCUGAGAUUGAACGACAACUGGCCUUCGGAUAUCGGGCGCGAAGUGUGGCAUCGACGAACAUGAACGAUGCUUCUUCGAGGGCUCACACCAUCUUCUCCAUCAAGUUCUGUCAGACUUCGCUGGAGCAGCUGCAAACAGGCUUCGCAAGGGAGACCAAGAAAGUGAGCCAUAUCAACCUGGUGGACUUGGCAGGCAGCGAGAGGCAGUCGAGCCGGCAGCUGUCAGGCGUCGAGCAAGCGAGGUUCAAGGAGGGGAUCGCGAUCAACAAGUCACUGUCAGCUCUUGCCAACUGCAUCUUCGCCCUCUACAAGCAGUCUCAAUCCAAUCUGAAGGAGAAGAUACACAUCCCCUACCGAGACUCGCAGCUCACGUGGCUGCUCAAGGAGUCCCUGGGAGGAAACGCCAAGACCAUCAUGCUCGCGGCGAUCAGCCCAGCAGACAUCAACUACGAAGAGACCUUGUCGACGCUGCAGUAUGCCAGCAGGGCGAAGAGGAUCAAGACAAACGCGAUCGUCAACGAGGACACCAACGACAGAAUCAUCCGAGAGCUGCGAGCUGAGAUCGAGCGCCUGCGGCGGCAGGUGGCCGGGCAGCAGGUGCCGAGCCCCGUGUCGGAGGCAGACCUGGAGGUGCAGAGACUUCGCCAGCAGCUGCAGGAGAGUCAGAAGAUGAUAGAGCAGAUGAACCAGCACUGGAAUGAGGAGAGGAGGUCGAAGCAGCUGUCUCGCAGCUCCAUGGGAGGCCUGUCCUUCUCUGGCAACGGCCUGUACAUCGAUGAUCAGAUGUGCCCACAGCUGGUGAAUCUCAACGAAGACCCUCUCAUGACAGAGUGCCUCGUCUACUUCCUCAGCCCGGGCCUGACCAUCGUUGGGUCCGAGGUGGAGGAUGUGGAGGGCGACAACAAUAGCAUCCCCCUGGUCAGCCAGACCAUCGCCCCCCAUCACUGCAGGAUCCAGAGCGAGGGCGGGCAGGUGACCAUCGAGCCGAUCGAGGGAGCUCUCACGUUCGUGAACGGGCGGAGGAUAGACGAGGCGACCCUGCUGCGGCAGGGCAACAGGGUGAUGGUGGGGACGAGCCACAUCUUUCGCUUCAACGACCCG